AUGCGCCUCAUUUCGUUCAUCUCCUGGCUGCUUUUCCUCGCAGUACCAGGCUUAACGGCUAUUAUUCCCAAUUCGAAUGGUAAUCAAAUUGCGGACUCGAUGAAUCAAAUCAAUCUCCAAGCACCAUCGCAAUCCCCGAGGACUGAUUACCCACCAACAGAACAGAAACUUGGGCCAUACACAAUAUUUUCAAGCUAUACGCAACGUCGAAAAUUCGCAUUACACGGGAAGGAUGAUCGCGAAAGGAAGGUCGCUUUGUGUGAAGCCGGAUUUACCAACGCCUGUCAAAUUUCAAUUGAAGAAGCAGAAGAAGCACACUCAGCCGCAAUUUCAAUUGCACAGAGUUCCAACGGCGAAUCAAAAAAGUUUAUCCCGCCACUAUUGGCUCCAAUAAGCCCAAUUUCCGAAAUUAAGGAAGAGAAACAACCAACUGGUGUUUUCCGAAACUCGUUUCCUCCUGUCGGUUUCUUUGUGGUUUGCAUUGCUGUCUACGCUCUGGAGUAUUUUGAGAUCAAACAGCCAACCUUUGAGUUUCAGAAAUCAGAAGAGAAUACAUCUUGCCUAUCGACUGGUCUAGCAACUCGCGUACUGAAAAUUGAUAAUACUAUCAACUUCAUUGGUUAUUUUUACAACCCCUGUGUGUCGUUUACUCGACGGUCCUCAUAA
Molecule: messenger RNA, 666 nt
Organism: Penicillium angulare
Lineage: Eukaryota; Fungi; Ascomycota; Eurotiomycetes; Eurotiales; Aspergillaceae
Exons: 2
Coding region: 1-666 (221 amino acids)
Source: RefSeq, a predicted model, not a curated record